Molecule: messenger RNA, 3105 nt
Organism: Jaculus jaculus (lesser Egyptian jerboa)
Lineage: Eukaryota; Metazoa; Chordata; Mammalia; Rodentia; Dipodidae
Gene: Arl5a
Product: ADP ribosylation factor like GTPase 5A
Exons: 6
Coding region: 141-680 (179 amino acids)
Biological process (GO): protein localization to Golgi membrane; intracellular protein transport; vesicle-mediated transport
Cellular component (GO): cytoplasm; trans-Golgi network
Molecular function (GO): GTP binding; GTPase activity
Source: RefSeq, a predicted model, not a curated record
GGGUUCUCUGGAAGCGGGCCGGUGGCCGGCGCGGGAGCGGCAGCAUAGGCGGAGGCUCCGGCGCGUCUUUCCGUCCCUCAGCCUGAGCCAGGGGAGGCCAAGCGGCCCGGGUGGCUGGAGGGGGUGCCCGCUGCCCAAGAAUGGGAAUUCUCUUCACCAGGAUCUGGAGACUGUUCAAUCACCAGGAGCACAAAGUUAUCAUUGUUGGGUUGGAUAAUGCAGGGAAAACUACUAUCCUUUACCAGUUUUCAAUGAAUGAAGUUGUCCAUACAUCUCCUACAAUUGGAAGUAACGUAGAAGAGAUAGUGAUUAAUAAUACACGUUUCCUAAUGUGGGAUAUUGGUGGCCAAGAAUCUCUUCGUUCUUCUUGGAACACUUACUAUACUAACACAGAGUUUGUAAUAGUUGUUGUGGACAGUACAGACAGAGAAAGGAUUUCUGUAACUAGAGAAGAACUCUACAAAAUGUUAGCACAUGAGGACCUAAGGAAAGCUGGAUUGCUGAUUUUUGCUAAUAAACAAGAUGUCAAAGAGUGUAUGACUGUAGCAGAAAUCUCCCAGUUUUUGAAGCUAACGUCUAUUAAAGAUCACCAGUGGCAUAUCCAGGCAUGCUGUGCUCUUACUGGCGAAGGUUUAUGCCAAGGACUUGAAUGGAUGAUGUCACGACUUAAGAUCAGAUGAUCUCUGUUGACCUCUUCUCACAGGCUUGUGUAAAUGAAGUGCUGAACUUUACCUGAAAGCUGCAAAAAUUAAUGGUUUAGAUAUAUUUAUAAUAAACUGAUUCAAACAUUUUCUAAGAAGAGAAAUUAAGACCACUUAUUUGAAAACAAAGAUGAAGUCUCACCUUCAAAUUUGCUUUCCCACGUUUUCCUUCCAAAAUUCAUUAAAGCUGUGAUUGACAUUAUUGCAUAAUGAAUCCUCUCAGGACAUUGUAUGGCCUGUGGUAAGUACAAAGGGAGAGGAAGACAUUUGAACAUUAGAGCUUUAUUGUCAGCAUACCCCUCCCAGUUGAAUGUCCCUUUUGUGUUUUAUUCUGUCAAAAUACAAAUCAACAUAAAUAUGAUUUUCAAUUUUUUUUGAAAAGUAUUUUGAUUAAGGUUGUAUAUGUAUUGUAUAUAUGCUUCAAGUUCAAGCUUUGAUAUAUGUUCUAAAACAAACAAAUAAUACAAAAAUUAAUAAUAAUCUUAGUUGUUACCCUGAUGUCUUUAAGUACCGACAUUUGUGUUAUUUCCUUUUGUUUUUUGUAUUGUACUAACCAGCCACCCAUAUCCACAAUCAUUAAACUACUCUUAAAAAAAAAAAAAAAAAAAAAAACAGAAAAAAGCUUGGCAUUAUAUAUGUCUAUUUUUGUUUCUCAGUAACAUGCCUGGAAAUAUAUACUACAACUGAGUAGACUAUCAAAUUCUUGGCUUAAUAUUACUAAUAGGCAGAAUUGGACAGUGAGGAAUUAUCAUUUCUUUUAUUGGUCCUUUUGCUAUCUCAGUUGUUGAAUAAAUUGUUAAUUUGUCAAUCAUAAAUUGUGAUUAAAAUUACCAACUAAUUUCUUCUCUGUUGAAAGCUAUGAUGUCAAACAUAUCUACCCAAAGAACUAACAUUUUAUAAAUAUUACUAGUUUAGCUGCAGUCUAAGUAUUAAUUAUGACAAACAGCCAAAGUGAAUUUUAAGAGUGUAAGUAAGACAUAUUUUCCAAGCAGCAUUGAUAAUUCCUUAAUUUGAAGCUUUCUCAUUGUGGGAGUUGGAUUAAUUUGAGAUUUUUUUGUUUCUUGUGUCUUCUUCCACUACAUAAAUACAUUAACAGUUAUAAAAGACAAAUGCUUUUAAGAAUUUUACUGAAAAGUUGAUUGAAAUGUUACUUUACUUACAGUAAGAAAUAAUUUGACCUCCCACAUAGUUUUAAUGUUUGGGGUUUGGUAUUUUUUUUAAGCUAUCUGAAAGUUAAAAGCUUUCUCCAUCAUAAGCAAAAGUAUCUUGUGUUAAAAUAUGUUUUUGGGGACUCUGCAUAUCUAAUAAAUUUGAAGAUUAGUUUAAACUGGCAAAUUUUAGUAUAGUCCAAGAAAGAAAUAAUUACUUUUGAUAUCAGCCUUUUAAAUUUCAUGAUUUUGUUAAGCAGUAGUAUUGAUGAAACUUUGAAGAUUCUGUCAACAGAAUAUAAAAUAGUCAGUAUCCAAAUCUGAGUUCAGCAUGUGAAAUCAAUGUUAAUAAUAGGUGUUUUGUGUUUUAUAUUUGUGUUAGAAUGCUCAAUAUGCACAUACAUUUAAUGUUUGUUCACACACUUUUAAUCCUAAAUUACUAAACUUUAUAGUACUAAGCUUCAUAUAUCUUUACACUUUUACAAAUCAUUAUAGGGAAUUACUUCUUGAAUAUUAAAAAUUCCUUAAAAUCUCCAAUAUGUCUUAUAGUUUUAACAGAGACAAAUAUUCUAUAAAAUAGCUCCCCCAAUCUACAUCAUUUUUUCCUUUUUAUUUUUUAAUUUGAAUAAUUGUUUCUUAGUCUCUUGACUUGCUGUCAUAUUAAUCCAGCACAUACCAGCACAUUCCAUUGUUGUCAAGGUAUUGGCUAACAUUUAUUCUUAAUUGGAUGUUUAAAGCAUGUACUACAUUGUUACGGUUGGCUUAGUAUAUAGUCAGUUACUGACAUGACAUUAUGAGAAUGCAUGAAAUUUUUACUGCAUUUAUAAAACAUGAUUAUUUUGGUUUUCUACCCUCUUAAGAGUAGGCAUCAAAAAGUAAGAUAACUUUGUUGUACAUAAAACCAAAAAAUACAACUGGGGAAAAAAGGUGAAAUGUAUGACAGUAUCAAAACUUUUAACAGUAUUAUUCUAAGUAAGUAAAAUGGAGAACCUCAUGAGCAGCAAUUUAUAUGUCAUUUGAAUGGAAUUAUACAGAGGGCAGUGCAUUUGGAUUUUUAAUAUGCUAUUCCGGCUAUAAACAAACAUCUCAUAUAGGAUCAUUGUGUUUAAUGUUGAAAAGAACAGAUUUAUACCUCUGUACAUGUGGAUAGAUUUUAAUAUCCUGUUUUGAUAAAAAUUUGAAUGUCAUACAGAUUGUCUUGAUAUCUUGGUAAAAGUGGCCAUAUGCUAAAGCAUUAAAUAUAUUUGAUUUUUUCA